Messenger RNA from Trematosphaeria pertusa, 976 nucleotides. RefSeq lists its product as uncharacterized. The transcript has 2 exons. NCBI's taxonomy places the organism in Eukaryota, Fungi, Ascomycota, Dothideomycetes, Pleosporales, Trematosphaeriaceae. The record is from RefSeq and is a predicted model, not a curated record. Bases 94 to 801 code for a protein of 235 amino acids. Gene Ontology annotation, molecular function: protein binding.
ACAACGGCCAAGUCGAUCCCAAACUCGCGACAACAAGACUAAUCCCAGAUCCUGGAGUCCCUCAGACUUCGAGCGAUCGACUGACUGUCGGCCAUGCCGUCCUUCUACAACCAUCUGCUAGCCCUAACGUUCCGCCAAAAGGAUGGGGCGCCCAAGCCCGCUUCACCGCCGCUAUCUCCCUCCGUAGUCACCCUCGCUGGCCUACCCACGGAGAUUUUGCACAGCAUCGCCCAUCGCCUGCCGAUCAGCUCUGCAGCCGUGUUGCCCCUUGUCAACAAGCAUUUCCUCCAUAUCUACGGAAUGCAGGCUUGGGAAUCCCUGAAGCAUGACAUCACUCAGCGGAGAGUCUUCCUUUACCUUCUCGAGCGAGAUCUCCCUGACUACUACGCCGAUUUGCAGCUGACCAAGAAGAUUCCCGCCUCCUCUCCAUCCAACUACGUGAAGGACUCUAGGCAGCACUAUCCAUCGACCGGAAGGGGCUUUUUCCUCAAUUACGAUCGCUUCGGAUAUGCUGUCGUAUGGCCACACGUUGUUCUAGCUUUGAAGCGCAAUGCUUACGGCGGCCAUCAUGGCAUCCCUCUGGAGGCCUUCACGUACGAAACCACGCGACGAUAUACACCGAAGCCAUGGUAUCGAAAUUUCGAGGAAUACGUCCAAUGGGGUCAGCUCGCUUCGUAUGGUCAGCCAGUUCAAUUCGGCACUCUCGCUCGUAUCGUCUCCGGCCAUCUGCUCCUGCGGUGUACGUAUAGGGUGUUUGAGAAGAGGGUACAUGUCCAUGUUCAGACGCUGAAGGGUAUGUAGCUGUUGCGCGUUUUGUCUCCAUGCGCAGCAGGCCUGCAGGAGUCAUUUGUAAUAGUCGUCCACGUGGUUACUGCAAAACUACUCGUAGAGGCCUUUAGGAGAGCAAACGCAUUGAUGCUAAUAUUUCCACCUAUGCAGCGCUCGGCCUCGAAGUGUGCAAUCACCUCAGCACGAC